Selaginella moellendorffii is the source of this 720-nucleotide messenger RNA. RefSeq lists its product as uncharacterized. The record is from RefSeq and is a predicted model, not a curated record. Bases 1 to 720 code for a protein of 239 amino acids. The transcript has 2 exons. Lineage: Eukaryota; Viridiplantae; Streptophyta; Lycopodiopsida; Selaginellales; Selaginellaceae.
AUGGCGGGGGGUGCACUUCUGCUCGAGAACAGCCUGGAAGGCACACAGGUUUUGGCCCUUCGGUCCUUGCAUGCAGCACUUAGUCCAAUGAAUACGACUGCAUAUGGUGAUUUUCUCAAGGAGUUGGAUGACAAAUUUCCGGGCCUGAGGAAUGUGCUGACUUUCAGAGAUGUGAUCGACUUCAUUCGAACUGGUCUUAAGGUUCAUGCCGACAAGCGAAUUUUUCUAUCUUGGUUUUUUGAUGGAGGCCUUCGAGCUGCAUCGUCCUGGAUUCAUGAAGCUUUCUCGGCCUAUGUUCGACAUAUCAAAGGUAACCGAGGUGGCCUGAUGUUUCCUGUACUUACAGUAGCAACGACCCGAUUUUCUGGGGCCACAAUGCGUUACACAUCAACGGAGAAGGCAACAAGUAUUUUUAUACCUAUUAGGCCUUUGAAUGAGGAGGAGGUGGUAAAUGUAACGACAAUCUUCCUUUCAAGACUAGGAAAUACUCUCGGCAUGGAGAGACCAUUUGAGUUGAAGGACAGACUAAGGAAUCUGAUAAAGUUAGCAGGAGGUAAUCCUAGGAUGCUUGAUCACCUUUUGAGAGGGUUGAUGCCCGAGCACCCUCAUCUCGAUGCUGCGAAGUUCUAUGAGAAGGUGAAUCAAGAUCUCACCCAAACCGAUCUCCGUGAUACAAUAAGGAACCCGGAAAUAGCUCACAGAUUUAAGCACCCACAAUAG